GCUACUCUAGCUCAUCAGUGUCAUACAUUCUUUUAGCAUUUCCUAAAGAAUACCGCGUAAUAUCAAUCUCAAGUCAAAAUGUUCAAAUUAUUCGCUGUCUGCUUUUUGGCUUUGUUCGCCGUUGCUUUUGGUGCUGCUAAGCCCGCUUUCUUGGCUGCUGCUCCCGUUGCCUAUGGUGCUCCUUUGGCUUAUACUGCCGGUGUUGCUGCUGUUCCUGCCGCUUAUACUGCUGGUUAUGUUGCUCCCUAUGCUAGCACCUACAAUGCCUACACUGUUGCCCAUACCGCUGCCUACCCUGCUGCUUAUGCUGCCGCCCCCGUAGUUGCUGCUGCUCCAGCUGUCUAUCAUGCUGCUCCUGUUGUAGCCGCUCCUGCUGCUCGCGUUGUUGCUGCUCCAGCUGUUGCUUUGUUGAAGAAGAAGAAGAAGUAAAGGAUUUAUAGAUGAAAAGGAACUAUGAUCGGACGGACUAAAUUAAUAGAGUGAAAUGUAAAUAAUUUGGAAAAAACGAAACGAAAGAAAAAAUAAAUUAGAAAGCUGUAUGUGUUUAA
This is a messenger RNA of Lucilia cuprina (Australian sheep blowfly), 548 nucleotides long. Its product is annotated as cuticle protein 16.5. Bases 79 to 429 code for a protein of 116 amino acids. The record is from RefSeq and is a predicted model, not a curated record. NCBI's taxonomy places the organism in Eukaryota, Metazoa, Arthropoda, Insecta, Diptera, Calliphoridae. The transcript has a single exon.